AUGAGCAAACUUUUAGUUAUUUUGGGAGCUACAGGCCAACAAGGGGGGUCUAUUAUUUCAUAUAUUCUUAAUAAUCCUUUAUUAUCAAAAGAGUAUAGUCUUCGAGGGAUUUCACGCGAUGCUUCUUCACCAAGAGCUCAAGCUCUUAAACUGAAAGGAGUUGAAAUAUUUGAAGCAGAUAUCAAUAGACCUGAUUCUUUGAAGAAUGCUUUUAGAGAUGCUAAUAUUGUUUUUGGACAAACAAAUACGAUUUAUGAAAACAAUUCAAAGGAAAGAGAAUUGAUGCAAGGUAAGGCAAUUGUUGAUGCUGCUGUUGCAGCAGGUGUCCAAUAUUUUAUUUGGAGCACUAGUACAAAUGUGACGAAAAUUACUGAGGGCAAAUUGAAGCAGGUAAUUCAUUUCGAUGUUAAAGCGGAGAUUGAAGAAUAUAUCAGAGCACUACCUAUCAAGAGUGCUUUUUAUGCCCCAGGAUCAUUCAUGCAAAAUUUACAUUCUGUUAUGACCCCACACCCUGUUGGAGAUGGAACCUAUGCGAUCUCAAAUAUUUAUGAACCUGAAACAAAAAUUCCAUGGAUCGAUAUCGCUAAUGAUACCGGUAAAUUCAUUGCACCUAUAUUAACUGAUCCUACAAAAUAUGAAGGAAAGAUAUUAUCUGCGGCCAUAAAGCUUUAUUCGCUAGAGGAAGUUGCAAUAACAUUGAGUAAUGCAACAGGUAAGGUAGUGAACUAUAGGAAAGUAUCAGAAGAAUUUUUGCGUCCAUUUUUACCGCCUUCAUUUGCUAAUGAAUUAAUUGAAAUGUUCUUGUAUAUUAGAGACUAUGGCUAUUAUGGUCCUCUGACUAAAGAAGAUGUUGAAUGGUCAUCUCAGCAAGCACAGGGAAAACUCAUUACGAUUGAAGAGUAUCUUGCUAUUGAUCCGCUCGACCUAAAUUGA
Messenger RNA from Debaryomyces fabryi, 933 nucleotides. RefSeq names its product NmrA/HSCARG family protein. NCBI's taxonomy places the organism in Eukaryota, Fungi, Ascomycota, Pichiomycetes, Serinales, Debaryomycetaceae. The record is from RefSeq and is a predicted model, not a curated record. The transcript has a single exon. The coding region runs from base 1 to 933 and encodes 310 amino acids.